AUGGUCAAUCGAGGCCCCGGGCCAGAUGAUCGUCGAGAUAAGGACGCUCAGGAUGGCGUGACCCAAGAACAUGCUUCGGCCGAUGUCGAUAUGACCAGUCCAGAAGUUGAUCACACUCAGGAAACAAAUAUUGCCGAAAGCAAUACCACACGACAGAUAUCAGAUAUCAACGUACGUCUCAAGGAACACCGCGAAGAUAUCAAAGAGAACAAUGGGAUGAUCGCCUAUAUCGGGAACGCCCAGUACUAUUUCGAGGGCAUGAUCGUCAAAUUCGAAGACACUAUUAACAAACACUGUUCCGACUGCGAUCGAAAGCUGAAAAAGAUUUCUCGUAACCUUGGUGACAUGUCUUCUACCAGUCAGAUCAAAGCGGCUCGCGAACUGCAUCAAAACAAGGGUCAAUUUCGCGACUUGCAUAACAAAUAG
Fusarium verticillioides 7600 is the source of this 426-nucleotide messenger RNA. RefSeq lists its product as hypothetical. The transcript has 4 exons. NCBI's taxonomy places the organism in Eukaryota, Fungi, Ascomycota, Sordariomycetes, Hypocreales, Nectriaceae. The record is from RefSeq and is a predicted model, not a curated record. The coding region runs from base 1 to 426 and encodes 141 amino acids.